UUAUGUUUGAAUUGCCAGAUGCAGAGAGCUUUGGGAAUGGACAUGACCACUGCACCUCGCUCCAAAAGCCAGCAGCAGCUGCAUUCCUCUUCACUUUCUCCAUCCCACUCCCCAGCCAAACAUCCCCAGCCUCCAUCCCUGGGAAUGACAGGACAAGAGAAACCCCCAGGAACUGUGCAGCCAGGCAUUAGGCAUGGUGCUGGUGUUCUGCAAUCAGAGUCACCAAAACCACCCCCAGCUACAACACAGAGGGAACAAUACACCCAAGGCCAGCCAAAACCUGCUGCACCUCAGGAAGUGGUGAGGUCUUCCCCUCAGCAUCAAGCAAAGCCUUCCUCCUGUGACCAGAGACAGACUAUGGGAGACUCCCCAGUAAAGACUUCAGCACCCCCCCACAGUGCUGCAGCACAAGAGCAACCCCAAGAGGGCCUCACAGGAAAGCUCUUCGGGUUUGGGGCUUCUCUUUUGACCCAGGCAAGCACACUCAUGUCCGUCCAGCCAGAGGUCACCCUGCAAAGUCAGCAGUCCCCUGGCAAAGUGCCUCCAAAAAUUGUCUUCAGUGAUUCCAGCAAAGAAGCUGGACUCAGAGCCUCAAGUGCUGCAUCUGGAGCACAGAGUAGGGCUACAAAGCAAGGAAAAGCAGAACAAGUCAUCAAGCCAAAGGAAGUGCCGAAGGAAAGGGUCUUGUGCCCCCUCUGCAAAUCAGAGAUCAAUGUGGGCUCCGGGAAACCCUCCAACUAUAAUACCUGUACGACCUGUAAACAGCAGGUCUGCAACAUGUGUGGAUUCAACCCAACACCUCAUCUUGUGGAGACCUCCAAGUUCUCAGGCAAAUUUCUUCAACUCUCCAUAGCGUAG
Molecule: messenger RNA, 858 nt
Organism: Mauremys reevesii (Reeves's turtle)
Lineage: Eukaryota; Metazoa; Chordata; Testudines; Geoemydidae
Product: protein bassoon-like
Exons: 2
Coding region: 19-858 (279 amino acids)
Biological process (GO): protein localization to synapse; presynaptic active zone assembly
Cellular component (GO): cytoskeleton of presynaptic active zone; axon; glutamatergic synapse
Molecular function (GO): structural constituent of presynaptic active zone; metal ion binding
Source: RefSeq, a predicted model, not a curated record